This is a messenger RNA of Numida meleagris (helmeted guineafowl), 1694 nucleotides long. It is a transcript of the gene PCOLCE2, whose product is annotated as procollagen C-endopeptidase enhancer 2. The transcript has 9 exons. Lineage: Eukaryota; Metazoa; Chordata; Aves; Galliformes; Numididae. The record is from RefSeq and is a predicted model, not a curated record. Bases 16 to 1284 code for a protein of 422 amino acids. Gene Ontology annotation, molecular function: protein binding.
CGCCGCCGCCCGAGGAUGCCGCCCGCCGCCCCGCGGCCGCUGCUGCUGCUGCCGCUAUUACUGCUGCCGCUGCUGCUGCUGCCGGGGGCGCGCCCCGCCGCCCCGCCGCCCAGGCCUACCUUUACGUGUGGAGGAGUCGUAUCGGGAGAGUCGGGGUUCAUUGGGAGUGAAGGAUUUCCGGGAGUGUACCCUCCAAACAGCAAAUGUACCUGGAAGAUCACGGUUCCCGAAGGAAAAGUGGUGGUUCUUUCUUUUAGAUACUUAGACCUGGAAAGUGACAAUUUGUGCCGAUAUGAUUUUGUGGAUAUAUACAGUGGCCAUGCCAAUGGACAGCGCAUCGGAAGGUUCUGUGGUACAGUGAAGCCAGGUGCCCUUGUAUCCAGCAGCAAUAAAAUGUUGGUGCAGAUGACUUCAGAUGCUAAUACUGCAGGAAGCGGAUUCAUUGCAAAGUUUUCUGCAGCAGAACCACAUGAAAGAGGGGACCAGUACUGCGGGGGACGACUGGAGAAGCCUUCCGGCUCCUUCCAAACACCCAACUGGCCGGAGCGGGACUACCCAGCAGGCGUCACGUGCUCCUGGCACAUCGUGGCGCCCAAGAACCAGCUAAUAGAAUUAAAGUUUGAGAAGUUUGAUGUGGAGAGAGACAACUACUGCAGAUAUGACUACGUCGCAGUGUUUAAUGGUGGGGAAAUCAAUGAUGCUAAAAGAAUUGGGAAGUAUUGUGGAGACAGUCCCCCAGCGCCUAUUCUCUCUGAGAAAAAUGAGUUGUUCAUUCAGUUUUUAUCUGAUCUAAGUUUAACAGCUGAUGGUUUUAUUGGCCAUUAUAAAUUUAGACCAAAAAAGUUACCCACAACUACAGUUCCACCUACUACCACAACAGUCCCUGCUACAUCAAUUUCGAAACCUACAGUUGCCUUGUGCCAGCAAAAGUGUAAGAGGAGUGGGACUCUAGAAAGCAAUUAUUGUUCAAGCAACUUCGUAAUAACUGGAACUGUAAUCUCAACAACAACACGGGCUGGAAGCUUACAUGCAACAAUAUCAAUCAUUAAUGUAUACAAGGAGGGAAACUUAGCAAUCCAACAAGCAGGAAAGAAUAUGAGUGCUAAGAUUAUUGUAGUAUGUAAGCAAUGUCCUCUCAUCAGAAGAGGUUUGAAUUACAUCAUCAUGGGCCAGGUAGAAGAAGACGGCAGAGGCAAAAUCUUUCCAAACAGCUUUGUCAUGAGUUUUAAGACUAAGAACCAAAAGAUCAUGAAUGCCUUGAAAAACAAAACAUGUUAUAACUAAACUCUGCAUCUGCAUUCUAUCAUCUCUCCUGGAAAAUAAUUUUCACUUAGUUUAAGUCAUGAAAACACAACCAUCAACACUAAGACCAUGCUCACCCUUUCCGCCCUUUCCUCCAUCCCAACCACCCCACAAUCCUGACACAAAGUGGCAUCAAUUACAAAUCCUGAAUCUUAAAGUUGAAGAUUUGCAGCACAUCCAUCUGAUCUGAAACAUACCAAAUUCCAGUUAAUUGGAAGCUGUUAAUUUAUAAUUGUCCAUUUUUUAAGGAGUAUAUAUGUAAAAUAAGAAUUUUAAGUGCAAUAUUUAUAGUAACUCAUUUUAACACAGCUUUUUCUCUUAAGUUGUUUUAUUACAUAGAUUCUUGCAUUAUUAUCUGUGCUUAAUAAAAUAUUUUAAGAAUAAAUCAUAAA